Molecule: messenger RNA, 1302 nt
Organism: Rhizophagus irregularis DAOM 181602=DAOM 197198
Lineage: Eukaryota; Fungi; Glomeromycota; Glomeromycetes; Glomerales; Glomeraceae
Biological process (GO): protein phosphorylation; signal transduction
Cellular component (GO): cytoplasm
Molecular function (GO): protein kinase activity; ATP binding
Source: RefSeq, a predicted model, not a curated record
AUGGAUAAAAAAUUAAAAAUUUCUUCCAAUAACAAAAAAUGUUCGUAUUGUAAUAAACCUAUUACUAAAAAAUCAUGGUGUAAAGAAUGUGACCCAUUUAGAAUGAUAGAAGGAUGGACCAGUGGAAACUUUGGUAUUGAUAAAUUUAUAAAAGAUACAAUAUAUGAUGCAAGAAAUUAUUCAGGGAUUGUUUAUAAAUUCCUCGUAUGGGUGCCAUUUAAUAGAUUUACAAAUUUAAAAAAAAUUUGUGAAGGCGGAUUUGCCGAAGUGUAUACUGCAAUAUGGAUUGACGGUAGAUCAGAGUAUCAUAAAAAUAAUGGGACAUGGAGAAAAGUAAACCCCGAACCUGGGAUGAAAGUUGCUUUGAAAAUAUUAAAGGGAUCAAAUAAUAUGUCAGACGAAUAUUUAAAUGAACUUAGAAUACAUUGGAAUAUAUCUAGAGAACAUGGAUUAAGUUUGUAUGGAAUAACUAAAGACCCAAAAACUGAAGAAUUUGUGAUGAUUUUAGAAUUUGCUUGUGAAGGGAAUUUGAGAAGUAGUCUUUCAAAGAAUUUUAAUAAUACUUUAUGGAAAAAUAAAAUUAAAUUAUUACAUGAUUCAUUAAUAGACUUACAAAAAUUACAUAAAUCAGGAUAUUUUCAUAAAGAUAUUCAUAGUGGAAAUAUCUUAAGAAUUUAUGAUGAUUUAACUUAUAUUUCAGACUUUGGAUUAUCUGGACCAGCAAAUGAACAAAAACUAAAUGAUAAAGUAUAUGGAGUAAUGCCAUUUGUUGCUCCAGAAGUCUUAAACGGAAAACCAUAUACAUCAUCCGCUGAUAUUUAUAGUUUGGGUGUAGUUAUGGUUGAAGUAUCAUCUGGAAAACCACCUUUUUAUAAUAUAAAACAUGAUGUACAUUUAGCAUUAGACAUAUGUGGUGGUCUCAGACCAGAAUUUGGAAAAGGAACUCCUGAAUUUUAUAAGGAAUUGGCUUAUAAAUGUAUGAAUGCUGACUCAAAUAAAAGACCAACAGCUGAUGAAUUAUGUGGUAUAUUUAAGUUUUGGUAUAGUUCUAUUAAUGGUAACACAAAAGAGGUAGAAGUAUUUGGUUAUAAAGGAAAAGAAAUUAAAGAAGCGUUUGAAGAAGCUGAUAAAGAAAUACCAAACAUCUCAAUUUCAUAUGAAAAGAAUUCUGAUGCUGUAUACACUAGUAGAGCAUUACCGAAACCUGUAAAUAAAGAUUAUGAUUCUAAAUUACCUGACUUGGAAAUUCCUAACUCAAUGCAAUUAAGAGAUAUUGAUAAUGAAAAUACGGUUGAUAAUUAG